Molecule: messenger RNA, 970 nt
Organism: Clunio marinus
Lineage: Eukaryota; Metazoa; Arthropoda; Insecta; Diptera; Chironomidae
Source: the annotation of a GenBank genome assembly
UCGUCGAAUAUUCAAGCAUACUAGUUUAAUAACAUCAUAACAUCACAUAAAAAUGUUUAAGAACGCAGUUGCUUUCGUGACGGGUGGUUCGAGUGGUCUUGGUCGAGCUACUGUAGAAAGAUUCGCACGCGCCGGUUCCAAAGUUGUUCUCGGUGAUUUAGGAACGUCACAAGGUGCAGAGGUCGCUAAGGAAAUCGGCGAUAACGUUAUAUUCGUUCCAACCGAUGUGACUUCUGAAAACGACGUAUCAAAAGCACUUGAAGCGGCAAAAUCUGAAUUUGGUCGAUUAGAUGUUGUGGUUAAUUGUGCAGGAAUAGGAAUAGCCAAAAGAGCUUUCAGUUUUCAAAAAAAUACACCACACACAUUAGAAGAUUUUAUUAAAGUUAUGAACGUUAAUACUACUGGAACAUUUAAUGUUAUUCGGUUGUCAGCUGGUUUGAUUGGACAAAAUAAUGCAAACUUUGAUGGUCAAAGAGGUGUAAUAAUUAAUACUGCUUCUGUUGCUGCAUAUGAUGGUCAAAUUGGCCAAGCAGCUUAUGCAGCAUCGAAGGCAGCAGUAGUAGGAAUGACAUUGCCAAUAGCUCGUGAUCUUGCAUCACAAGGAAUUAGAAUUGUCACAAUUGCACCUGGUCUUUUUGACACACCAAUGCUUCAGCAACUGCCAGAUAAAGUGCGAAGUGCUCUUGCUCUUACAAUUCCAUUUCCACAACGGCUUGGCGAUCCUAAAGAAUAUGCACAACUAGUUGAGUCGAUUGUUGACAAUCCUUUACUCAAUGGUGAAACAAUUCGUCUUGAUGGAGCGCUUAGAAUGCAGCCAUAAGCGUUCUAAUGUGAAUCAUUAGAAUUUUCAGGACUCCACUGCAUUUAUUAAUCGUAUUUUAUUGAAAUAACCAGUUAAAAAAUAAAGUUUUUAUAUGGUGGAAGUAGCAAAAAGUUCACAAAAAUAUAAACAAUUAAUCAUUUUUUUACA